This is a messenger RNA of Helobdella robusta, 7332 nucleotides long. RefSeq lists its product as hypothetical. Gene Ontology annotation, molecular function: dynein intermediate chain binding; dynein light intermediate chain binding; ATP binding. Gene Ontology annotation, cellular component: dynein complex. The transcript is spliced from 48 exons. Lineage: Eukaryota; Metazoa; Annelida; Clitellata; Rhynchobdellida; Glossiphoniidae. The coding region runs from base 1 to 7332 and encodes 2443 amino acids. Gene Ontology annotation, biological process: microtubule-based movement. The record is from RefSeq and is a predicted model, not a curated record.
AUGUUAGAGAUAUUGGCCCAGACGAGAAACCCACAGGCGGUGCAACCUCAUCUCAGAAAGUGCUUCGACGCCAUCCAAAGUUUAGAAUUCGCUGGCGUGUCAGUAGAAGCACUGGAGAAUGUGUCGGUGACGAACGAGAUACUGAGCAUGGUGUCCCCGGAGGGAGAGAAGGUUGCCUUCGGAAAGGGCUUGAAAGCCCGCGGGCAUGUUGAAGAUUGGUUGGGCAAAGUGGAGGAAGCGAUGGUCAUAACUAUUAGAAAGUUGUUCUCGCAGGCAAUUUCACAGUACAUGAUGCCUAAUAAAGAAACAUGGAUCACCACCAACAUAUCUCAGGUAGUACUAACAGUCUCGCAGUGCAUGAUGUGCAAGGAUAUGACCGACUUGAUGGAGAGGAAGGGUGACAAGGUGGGUCCACUGAAGGAGAUGGAACUGAGAGCCGUGACGGGCCUAAACAAGUUGGCGAGUUUAGUUCGCGGAAAGUUGGAGCCGCUGGACAGGGCGACCGUCUGCACCCUCAUAACCGUUGACGUACAUGCCAGAGAUAUAAUUAGUGAGAUGGUUAGGAAUCGGGUCUUCAAGGCUGACAUGUUUGAGUGGAAGAAACAGCUGAGAUACUACUGGGACAAAGACGAGGAGAACAUGAUAGUGCGAAUGUCCAACUCGUCAUACUCGUACGGAUGCGAAUACAUCGGCAACUCACCGAGGCUCGUCAUCACACCGCUCACUGACCGCUGUUACUUAUGCCUGAUGGGGGCCCUUCAGUUAGACUUAGGGGGUGCCCCGGCAGGCCCUGCAGGAACGGGUAAAACAGAAACGACGAAAGAUUUGGCUAAGGGCCUGGCCAAGCAGUGUGUUGUAUUCAAUUGCUCGGACGGCCUGGACUAUUUGAUGAUGGGUAGAUUUUUCGCCGGUCUGGCACAGUCUGGGGCCUGGUGCUGUUUCGAUGAAUUCAACCGGAUCGACAUCGAGGUCCUGUCGGUGAUCGCCCAGCAGCUCCUCACUAUUAGGAACGCCAAACUGGCCAAGGUUGCGAGGUUCAUGUUCGAAGGGCGCGAGAUCAAGUUGAUUCCGUCAUGUGCGGCCUUCGUCACGAUGAACCCUGGCUAUGCCGGCAGAACCGAGCUCCCGGAUAACUUGAAAGCACUCUUCAGACCAUUCUCCAUGAUGGUCCCUGAUUAUUGUUUGAUAGCAGAGGUGAUUCUCUACUCGGAAGGAUUCGAAUCGUCGAAGAACCUCGCCCAAAAGAUGACGCAAAUGUACAAGUUGUGUUCAGAGCAGCUCUCCCAGCAAGAUCAUUACGACUUCGGCAUGAGGGCCUUGAAGUCUGUUCUGGUGACGGCUGGCUCGUUGAAGAGGCAGAACCCGGAUAAGAAUGAGGACGUCGUUCUUAUCCGUGCACUCAGAGAUUCAAACCUUCCCAAGUUUACGAAGGACGAUGCUGUUUUGUUUGAGGCAAUUUUGCAAGACCUCUUUCCAGGAGUUGAAAUUCCAGAGCAUAACUACGGUUUCCUAGAGACUGAAAUUCAAAAUGUGAUGACUCAGAGGGGGCUUCAAUGCGUGGCCAGUCAGGAAAAAAAGGUCAUUCAGCUGUAUGAGACCAUGCUGGUCAGGCAUGGCGUCAUGUUGUUAUUAGCGGACGUGUGCAUGAGUUUGAAGGACAGCAACUCCGGUAGCACAUCAACAUCCGCACCGGUCGAUUACUUCUUUCGAAACGUUAAAAUGUUUGUCCUCAACCCGAAGUCCAUCAACAUGGGCGAGUUGUACGGCCAGGUGGAUAGGUUGACACUUGAGUGGAUGGACGGCUUGAUGGGGAUCACCAUUAGGCAGGCUGUCCAGGAUACAUCAGACAGCCACCAGUGGGUCAUAUGCGAUGGACCUGUGGAUGCAUUGUGGAUUGAGAACAUGAACACGGUCCUAGAUGACAACAAGAUGCUCUGCCUGGCUAACAGCGAACGAAUCAAAUUCACUCCACACAUACACAUGAUCUUCGAGGUUCAGGAUCUGGCAGUUGCUUCACCGGCUACUAACUGCAAGCAUCCUUUUCCAGCCGAAGCCUACGAUUAUUUGCACAGCUUGUUUGAGAGGCACGUCGGUGAUGGUCUGAAGUUCAUUAAGAAGUACUGCCAUGAAAUUAUACCGCAGGUAGACAUAAGCAAAAUUACAACAAUGUGCAAACUAUUCGAGACUUUGAUGCUGAAGAACAAGGAUGUAGAUUACAGAAUCGACCUAUCGAAGUUACUGAAUCUGGUUAGUGGAACUUUCGUCUGGUGUUAUCUUUGGGCUGUUGGCGGGAACAUUUCUGAGAACGAUUGGGACUCGUUCGAUUCCUUCAUCCGGUCCCAGUUUGACGAGGACACUAACUCCAAGCUGCCUGUAUCAGGAGAUCUCUGGAGUCAGAGGAUUGAUUUUGUCCUACGACGAAUGGAGCUCUGGGAUAAAGUGGUCCCGCUCUUCAAGUACAGCAAAGAAGUUCCAUUUUUUGAGAUUCUUGUGCCAACGGUGGACACAGUGCGGUUCUCGUACCUGCUGGACAAGUUGGUGUCCGCUAAUCAGUGCGUCCUCUUCACCGGACAGACUGGAGUUGGGAAGUCAGUAGUGGCACGCGGUGGUCUGUUAAGCAUGUCUCAGCACAAAAAGUACUCCAGCAUCUUCUUCAACUUCUCCGCCCAGACGACCAGUGCCAGGUUGCAGGAAAUGCUGGAAAGCAAGAUGGAGAAAAAGAGGAAGAACAUUCUUGGAGCGCCAAACGACCGCAGGAUGAUAUUGAUGGUGGACGACCUGAACAUGCCCAAGUACGACACCUACGGCUCGCAGCCUCCCAUCGAGUUGUUGCGGCAGAUGAUUGACUGUGGCGGCUUCUACGAUAGGCAGAAGUUGUUCUGGAAGGAGCUGCAGGACCUAACGAUAUGUGCGGCGUGCGGUCCUCCAGGCGGCGGUAGAAACAACGUGACGCCACGUCUGCUCAGACACUUCAGCAUUUUGGCGCUACCCUGUCCGUCUGAACAUUGCCUCAAAACUUUAUUUACCUUGGUUCAGUUCAUGUUGGAGUUGAACGUGAGAAGCACGUUUUAUAAGACCGCAUGGAACAAUGUGUUGAAUCGAUUGAUUUUUUUUCAUUAUAAGGCGAUAUUAGGUGGAUUUUUCAUGGAGUAUCCUUUGAAGAUCCGUAUGAUGCAGGCAGAUUUCAACGUGAUGCGUGAGGCCAAGCAGUUCUACCGCCUGUUCUACCACGAGGCUCUGAGGGUUUUUCACGACAGAUUAGUAGACGACACCGACAAGAGAACCUUCUACCAUCUCCUCUCCGACGUCACAUCUCGAUUGUUUACUGAGGAGACGAUGACAGAGCAGGAUUUUGAGACGCAGUCGAUAAUAUUUGGAGAUUUCAUUAAGAUCGGCCUACCCAAGGAGGAGAGAGUUUACGAUGAUCUCACAAAUAAUGACAAAAUUAAAUCUGUUUUGAAGGAUGUGAGUUUUUUUUCUGUGUGUGUGUGUGAGUAUGUGUGUGAGUGUGUAUGCAAGCGGCCAAAGAGACUGGCAUUCAGGAAAAUAAUAGAGAUGCCAUUUUUCAGUUUUUCAUCAAUAGAGUCAGUUCUAUGUAUGAGUCCAGUGGGCAGUUCAUUCCGAACGAGAUGUCGCAUGUUUCCAUCUCUGGUCAACUGCUGCACCAUCGACUGGUUUGUCCAGUGGCCGAAAGAGGCGCUGCUCAGUGUAUCCAAUCAGGCUUUCGAGGGCGUGGAACUCAUUGAUGAAGAUUUGAAGAGCAACAUAGCGAGGAUGUGCGUCGAGAUUCACACGAGUGCCUCCGAAUCAGCUGAGAAGUUCUACGAGGAGCUGAGACGCAGGUACUACACGACACCGACCAGCUACUUGGAACUCAUCAACCUCUAUGUCGCCAUGCUCGCUGAUAAGAAGAAGCAGUUGGUGGGCGCACGGGAGAGAGUGAAGAACGGACUGUCGAAGUUGCUGGAGACGAAUGAACUGGUUGACAAGAUGAAGGUCGAUCUAAUCGCCCUCGAGCCUGAGCUUAAAAAAAUGUCAGAAAAUACGGAGAAGUUGAUGGAGAAGUUGGCGCUGGAACAAGUCGAUGCUGACGAGGUCAAAAGAAUCGUAAAAGAAGAAGAAUCGUUGGCGGAAAUGAAAGCCCGGGAGACCCAGGCCAUUGCCGAUGACGCACAAAAAGAUUUAAAUAAAGCACUUCCGGCUCUUGAUAACGCUAUAAAAGCACUGGAUGCACUGGACAAGGCAGACAUCUCAGAAAUUCGCGUCUACACAGUGCCGCCAGAACUCGUGCAGACCGUCAUGGAAGCAGUCUGUCUGCUGCUCAAUGUUAAGCCAGAUUGGUCGUGGGCCAAAGUGUUGCUCGGUGAUGCCAACUUCUUGAAGAGGUUGUACGAGUAUGAUAAGGACAGGAUACCUGACAGCCUCAUCAAGAAGUUGAAGAAGUACAUUGAUAACCCCAAGUUCACUCCUGAAGCCGUUGAGAAAGUUUCUAGGGUUGGCUGCCUGGCCGAAGCACAGCAAGAGUUGGACAUCGUCUUGAGGAACUUGAAAGAGAAGCAAGAAAAGCUACUGAAAGUGGAAGAAGAUAUAACGAGGCUGCAGAAAAUGUACGACGAUAGUGUCGCCAAGAAGUUGGCGCUCACAAAAAAUAUCGCACUGACACAGGCGAGGUUGAGGAGAGCGGGAAAGUUGACCACAGCCUUGGCUAGUGAGAAAACUAGAUGGGAUGAAUCCGUCGAGAAUAUGACGCUGGUGUCAGUGCUGGCAGACCCUUUCGAAGUCAGGCAGUGGAACACCCACGGCCUACCUAGAGAUAAGGCGAAUCGUUGGAUACGCAAUAAAGAGAGCACAAACAGCUUGAAAACAAUAAAGUCUAAUGAAGUCAAUUUCCUAAGGACUCUAGAGACGGCCAUUCGACUUGGUCUGCCGGUCCUCAUGGAAGAUGUCGGCGAGCACAUUGACCCGGCUCUGGACCCCAUAUUACUCAGGCAGACGGCCGUCAUCGGUGGCAGGUUGGUGAUGCACUUGGGUGACACGGACGUGGAGUACGAUAAGAACUUCCGGUUGUACAUAACGACAAAACUGCCGAACCCCCACUACAUGCCAGAGGUCUGCAUCAAGGUCACCAUCAUCAACUUCACCGUCACCUUUUCUGGCCUCGAAGAUCAGUUGCUAGGAGAUGUUGUAGGCCUAGAAAGGUUGGAUUUAGAAGAUCAAAGAAAUCAACUGAUCGUGAAGAUUAACACGGAUAGGAACCAGCUGAAGUCCAUCGAAGACAAAAUUUUGAAGUUGCUCGAGCGACUGACGGACGCCGAAGCUACUGAAGAAAAAAUAUCACUGAGUCGCGAGAAGUACAGAGUGGUGGCCACCAGAGGCUCGAUAAUGUACUUCGUAGUGGCCAACAUGGCUGAAGUUGAUAACAUGUACCAGUUCUCUUUAAAAUAUUUUAAAAAUCUGUUCUGUAACACGCUGUUAACGAGUGCUAAGAGUAAGGAUCUGGACGUGAGGUUGAGCAUCCUACUAAGAGGAACUUUACUCGAUGUCUAUAGGAAUGUUUCCAGGGGAUUAUUUGAGAAGGAUAAAUUAAUCUUCUCCUUCAUGCUGUGCAUUGAGAUAAUGCGAAACGCAGGCGAGAUCAGCAACGAGGAAUGGACUUAUUUUUUAAGGGGUGCGGGCCCUCUGAACUACAAACUGCCCAACAAGCCGAGGCUCGUGCCCAAGUUGGGCGACGCCACGUGGAAGGGUCUUUGCGACAUGAGCACCGUGUUACCUGUUUUCGAACAGCUUCUCGAGCACCUUAGAAACCCACCGAUAAGUUUGAGGCUCGGAGCUUACACGACGAAACUAGCCAGCAAACUGCUAGCGGCAGACGAUGAAAUGACGCCGGUUCAAUCUGGAAGUGAAGUUUCUAUGGAGGCUCAGUUCCCGGACGGAUUCACUUCUUUCCAGAAACUUCUCAUUCUCAAGUUAUUCAGACCCGAAGAGCUCGUGUUGGUGUGCAUGGAGUUCGUGAAGCAGAACUUGGGCCAGGCGUUCGUGGAGUCGCCUAUGACAGAUCUACCAGCCCUGUACAACGACUUGAGCAACAUAACGCCUCUCAUAUUCAUUCUCAGUCCUGGUUCAGACCCCAUGUCGGCUUUUUUGAGAUUUGUCAAGGAGAGAGAAUUUCAGGAUAGAAUGCAGGCAAUCUCGCUGGGUCAAGGUCAGGGUCCAGUGGCGAAGAGGUUACUGACGUCAUCAAUGAAAUAUGGUGAUUGGGUGUUUCUUCAGAACUGCCACCUAGCGGCUUCCUGGAUGCCGGAACUGGAGGAAACUGUCAAAAACAUGAUCAACAAACCUUCUGACGUCAACGACAACUUCCGGCUGUUUCUCAGCUCCAUGCCUACUACGUCAUUUCCGGUGGCCAUCUUGCAAAACAGUGUCAAGGUCACGAACGAACCACCCAAAGGGAUUAAAUCGAAUUUGAGGAAAGCGCUCGUUGAUAUGGGGGAAGAUUUUUUUGACGAACAUGCCCUUGGAUCGACGUGGAAGAAGAUGGUGUUUGGGAUCUGCUUCUUCCAUUCAGUCCUGCUGGAAAGAGGGAAAUUUGGUCCGCUGGGAUGGAAUAUUAAAUACGACUUCAACGAGUCGGACAGGGAGUGUGCCCUGCUGAACAUGCAGAUGUUCUGCCUCAACUCCAUUCCAUGGGACGCUCUCAUCUACCUGACCGCCGAGAUAAUAUACGGAGGUAGAGUAACCGACCAAUGGGAUCAGAGGUGCCUGAGGACCAUUCUUAAAAAAUUUUUCAACGCCGACGUAAUUGCCGAUGGCUACAAGUAUUCUGAAUCAGGUAUAUAUUACGCGCCAAGUCAGGGCGGCCUAUCGGAAUUUCUGGCUCACGUUGAGUCGUUGCCCAGCAUCGAUCCGCCAGAGAUAUUUGGCAUGCAUGAUAAUGCUAAUAUCGUCUUCCAGGAGCAAGAAACAUCAUCCCUCAUGGCAACGGUUUUAAGUUUGCAGCCGCGCUCUGGUUCGACUGCAAGCGCACAGCUGACCGAUCAGACAGUUCUGACGAUGGCCCAGGAGUACUUGGACAUCUUACCGCCCCGUAUGAACGCCAGCGAUGCCAAGCACGAGCUGAUGCAGUUGGAUGAUAAGGGCCGCACGAACUCGCUGACGACAGUCCUGUUGCAGGAAGUCGAGAGGUACAACAAGCUGCUGGAUGUCAUUGGGAGCUUGUCGUCCUGGUUCAAAGAUUUGGUCCACAGGUGCAGGUUCAUCUCUGAUUGGUUGGCUCGCGGGGAACCUCUUCUUUAUUGGAUUUCCGGUUUCUACUUUCCCCAAGGUUUUACCUGA